Molecule: messenger RNA, 1990 nt
Organism: Ictalurus furcatus (blue catfish)
Lineage: Eukaryota; Metazoa; Chordata; Actinopteri; Siluriformes; Ictaluridae
Product: fibrinogen C domain-containing protein 1-like
Exons: 7
Coding region: 617-1990 (457 amino acids)
Source: RefSeq, a predicted model, not a curated record
GCUGCUGUUUGUCGUCUGUAAAGCGGCGCUUUAGCUCAGCAGAGACACACUACAGAGACACGGAGUGUGAUGUGAGACACAUUUUUAAUGACUACAAAUAUUCUCUCAUGGACGCUACAGGAUUAAUACGCACUGCAACACUGCUCUGGAUACAUAUUUGUCCUAGAAUACCUACAUUUUUCUCUGUUUUUGUAACCUAUUUGUUCUUCUCAUCAGGUUAACGGACAGAGGAAGUUUCCUCACAGGAGGAUUUGUGUGAGGAGAAGCGGCGCGCGCAUCACUCGAGCGUGUUUACUCUCUCCGACAUUUUCCAGAAAACUCGAAGAACAUUUCGUAUAUUUUUCUUAUUUUUUUUUUUAUGAGUAAGGAAUCUUGUAAGUGUUUUUUAAACGAGCGUGUCGGACCGUCAGCAGGUUCAGUAGCUCUGUGGUGUGUGUGUGUGUGUGUGCUGCUGAAGUAGUUCACAUCUCCUAGAGAGAAACUCAGAUUAAUGGAGGGAUUAAAGAAAGCCGGAUAUCUUUACAGUCCGUGAGAACAAAUCUGGAAGUUUGUUUGUUUGGUUGUUUUUUUUCCCUUCCCCUCGGAGAAUAUUGCUGAAGGAGCUGUGUGGAAAAUCAUGAACAGCGUCACGGAGCUUGAAGACGGACCGCAGCACAAGGCUCAGAGGAGGAGUUGUAGUUACCUCCUGUGCACCAUCCUGCUCUUCAUUGCCGUGCUACUGGCUCUCACGGUAACAGGCACCAUCCUCUUAAUGAACCAUUCCCACGCACCCUCAGGCCCCGAUGCUCCACCCCUCAUCACUACCAAUCAAGACGAAGGUAACGCCCUGGUGACAGUAGAGAGGGGUGAUGGCUCCCGCAUUAACAUCUUCAUCGAGCCCAACUGCCCCGACUACAACAGCAACUUCCUGCGACUGGAAGGGGUCCAGACGUCACUGCUGCACUCGCUCAGUCACCAUGACACAGACCUGAAGUCAGUGAAGGGGCAAGAGCGAGGUCUUCUGGUCCAACUGGCUGAGGAGAUCGCUAAGCUUUCGGCCCACAUUAACCAGCUGAAGAUGGAGUACAGUGCGCUGAGGCAGGGCCAGAGCAGCAUCAGCCAGGAGAUCAGCAUGCUGCAGACUGAGCAGGCCAGGCUCAUCCAGCUGAUGUCAGAGACUCAGACCAAUAUCAUGAAGGUUGUGAACUCUCUUCGUGACAUGCUUGACUCUGUGCAUAAGGACGCUAGCAGCGAGAGGGGGCUCCUAAAAGCGGAUCUGCUCCAGAGGGCUCCGGAGCGCAGCGGCGUCCGGCCCAGAGGCUGCGCCAGAGGAGACGGCUCCCAACCGAGAGACUGCAGCGAUAUCUAUGCCAGUGGACAGCGGGAAGACGGGAUCUAUUCUGUGUUUCCUAUUCACUUCCCAUCUGGCUUUCAGGUGUACUGCGACAUGAGCACUGACGGAGGUGGCUGGACGGUGUUUCAGCGCAGAGAGGAUGGUUCUGUAAACUUCUACAGGGACUGGGCCGAGUAUCGAGAGGGCUUCGGGAAGAUCACAGGGGAACACUGGCUUGGCCUGAAGCGGAUUCAUGCUCUGACCAUUCAGGCUAAUUAUGAGCUGAGGAUUGACCUGGAGGACUUUGAGAACAGCACUUCCUUCGCGCAGUAUGGAUCCUUUAGCGUGGGAUUGUUCUCCGUUGACCCAGAUGAGGACGCCUACCCAUUGAGCGUAGCGGACUACUCAGGAACCGCCGGUGACUCAUUGCUCAAACACAGUGGCAUGAAGUUCACUACAAAGGACAAGGACAAUGAUCACUCAGAGAACAACUGUGCCUCCUUCUACCAUGGAGCCUGGUGGUACCGGAACUGCCACAUGUCCAACCUGAAUGGACAGUACCUGCGCGGCCAGCACUCGUCCUAUGCAGACGGCAUCGAGUGGUCCUCCUGGACGGGCUGGCAGUACUCUUUAAAAUUCACGGAGAUGAAAAUCAGGCCUACAUGUGAAGAAAAUUAG